AUGGUAACCAUCGCCCUUGAAAAUCUCAAUAAAUAUAAUGUGAGUGUCAAUGAUAUUUUAUUCAUUAUCACACCUAUCAAUCUCAAGACGUCCACUGCUGAUCCUGGAACGGACGAGGCAGUGCUCAAGCAGCUUCUCUCCAACUUGGGGGGGCGGGGCAACGCCUCCUACCGGAGGUUGUGUUUGGGGAUCUUGCGAUCCAUAGCCGUCUACGGGGCUCUUGUGUACUUUUGUAGACAUAAUGAAGAAUUGGCAUCUGCUAUUGUAAGACUCGGGGCGUUGGAACAUAUCGUUUCGUGUUUAGAAGAUUUUGAUACGCAAGUAAAAGAGAAUGCAGCGUGGGCUUUGGGGUACAUAGGCAAACACAGUGAACAAAUAGCAGGACAAGUGGUCGAUGCUGGUACGCUGCCAUUAUUGGUUUUAGCUUUUCAGGAGCCCGAAAUAAGUUUGAAACAAAUCGCAGCUGGCGCGCUGGUAGACUUGGCUCAGCAUAAACCCGAGGCUGUAGUUGAUGCUGGAGCUAUUUGCCAUUUGGUUCACGGGCUGGAGAACCAAGAUCCUAAACUAAAGCGUAGCACACUAUGCGCAUUGGGCGCAGUGGCGGGUGCUCGCACGGAGCUGGCGGAGGCGGUGGUGGCUGGAGGGGCUUUGCCACCAGCAUUACUGCACGCAGGCCACGACGCCGCUCCCGUGCGUCGCGCUGCGGCGUGUCUCCUCAGGGAUAUCGUCAAACACUCCGUUGACUUGGCGCAAUUAGUUGUGAACACAGGAGGAUGUGGUCCGCUAGUGGAGCUUCUAGCCGAGUCGAUAGGUGGUGGUCGUGUGCCUGCUUGUAUGGCACUUGGUUUCAUCGCUGGACAGUCUGAUCAGCUGGCUAUGGCUGUUGUUGAAUCUAAGGAGUUUAAUCUCCCAUGGCGUCCUCACCUUCCGCCUGACGCAGGACCUGACCUUCCAGCGGACGACGAGUAA
Messenger RNA from Spodoptera exigua (beet armyworm), 969 nucleotides. The record is from the annotation of a GenBank genome assembly. Lineage: Eukaryota; Metazoa; Arthropoda; Insecta; Lepidoptera; Noctuidae.